UAAUAAUACAUAAUAACCAAUAAUAAAAGCAAAAACUCCUUAAUAAUUAUUUUAUUAUUAAUAAUUGACUUAAACCUAAAUUAAAUUUCUUUAAGUCUUUUCCAAUUUAUAACAAUUAAUUUUUCCGAAUUCCUAUGUUCCUUAAGGACAUAAUGACAAGCAGUUAUUUUAAUAUAAAAUAAGACUUUUAUCUUUUUGACAACUUGUACAACUUUCAGCAUAAAUAGCACAAUUUUAGCAUUUACUCGAACAUUAUAGACAUUAGUUAAAAUUCUAGUAAAAUCCAGAAGGACAUUAUUAAACGCAAGUACCCUAAUAUAAUAGUUUUCCAGAAAUGCAUUUUAUACAUUUAUCAGCUUAACAAGAUUAACAAUCUUAAAUAUUGCAUUAUAAAUCUUGAUUUUAAUUGCCAUUAUCAUUAUUUUAUAAUGUUGAAUUAUCAUCAUCAAUACAUAUUUUUUAAUAAGUUUUAUAAUCAUAAGAUUAUUUUUUAUCACAUUUACUAACACAUUAUCCUUUGAUUAAGAAAUCCUCAAGAUUUUAACAUCUCAAGCAUAUUUCUCCAGAUAAACUUUUUUGACAGAAUAAACAAUGAGAAUUAGCUUUACUACAAUUAUAAAUAGCUGCUUAAUUAAUAAGUAUGCAUUUUUAUUAAAAAUAAUCAAAUUUAUAUCCACUCAUACAUAAAGUACAACUACUUGAACUACAUUUUUAACAAUUUUCAAAUUUACUGCUGCAACUUAAACAAAUAGUAUUUCCACUUUCAUACUAAUCUUAGUAAUAGCCAUCUUAACAACUUAAACAAUAAUUUUCAUAAACACAUUUUUUACAUCCCUCACCACAAACAGCACUAUUACUGUUUUCAUUUGUAUUUUAAUAUUCAUUGCAUUAUUAUUAAGAUUAAUUAUAUUUAUAUCCAUUAAUACAAGAAAUACAUUCAUUUUUAUCACAUUUUUCACAAUUUUCGAAUUUAAGGAUGCAAGUUAAACAUAUUGUCUUUCCAUUGUAAUCCUAAUUUUAAUAAAAACCAUAUUUGCAACUUAAACAUUAAUUACCAUAAAUACAUGUUUUACAGCCUUCUUCACAAACAGCAUCAAUAUUGCUUUCUUCUUAUUAACAUUAUCUUUCAGUUUCAUUAUAUUAAUAUCCACUCAUACAAGUAUUGCAUCCGCUAUAAUCACAUGUUUCACAGUUUUCGAAUUUAUUGCUGCAACUUUAACAUAUUGUUUUUCCACUUUCAUCCUAUUCUUAAUAAUAACCUUACUAACAUUAUUAAAAUUCUCCAGCUUCAUUACAAUUUUCACA
Ichthyophthirius multifiliis is the source of this 1305-nucleotide messenger RNA. RefSeq lists its product as hypothetical. The record is from RefSeq and is a predicted model, not a curated record. NCBI's taxonomy places the organism in Eukaryota, Ciliophora, Oligohymenophorea, Hymenostomatida. The transcript has a single exon.